Messenger RNA from Anarrhichthys ocellatus (wolf-eel), 2548 nucleotides. RefSeq names its product solute carrier family 39 member 7 (gene slc39a7). Gene Ontology annotation, cellular component: membrane. Gene Ontology annotation, molecular function: zinc ion transmembrane transporter activity. The record is from RefSeq and is a predicted model, not a curated record. Lineage: Eukaryota; Metazoa; Chordata; Actinopteri; Perciformes; Anarhichadidae. Gene Ontology annotation, biological process: intracellular zinc ion homeostasis; zinc ion transmembrane transport. The transcript is spliced from 7 exons. The coding region runs from base 1048 to 2460 and encodes 470 amino acids.
UACAGGAAGAGUUCAUCCCAAAAUCAAAGAUCCACGUGAUUACCUUUACUUGUAGGGUUUGUUCAUAAUCUAGAUGGUUUUGGGGAUGGUUGCAGAGUUUUUUUUUUUAGAUAUUGUAGUGAUUGUAUGGCACUUGACUUGUGCUUAAAUCACAACUAAAAUAACUACAUUUGAAAAGUUAAACGUGUGUUUGGGGUGAACUGUCCCUUUAUGUCUGCACACAUCAUAGUUAUGUAUUAUUAUCAAUUGAAAUGAGCCCCACCUUUACCACCUGCAACAUUAAAGUAAUGUACACAUAAUGCAUCAAUAGUUAUGAUCCAUUGAUAUAAUAAAAUGUAUACAAGUAUGCAAAGGGACAGUAUUUUCAGUAGAUUUUAAUGUCAACACUAGUACUUAUUUUCACUGAGAUAUUUGCUACUUUUACUUCAGUAAAUGAUCCGAGUACUUCUUCUACCACCGACCAUGAUGCAGCAAAAUGCAUCCCCAUCUGGAGUCACUGCAGUGGCCAAAUUCUUUGGCAAUUUUAAAUACCUGCCAUGUUGGCACUAUAAUACAAACAUGCUGAUCUGAUGAAGAAAGGCUAGCUCAACAUAACACACCCCAUUCUCACUGAGGAAGCACAGUAUCUGGUCACUUCAACCAGAGUUGGUGGUAAUCUGGAACUCAUUUGACGACAUACAGAGUGUGUUAUGUAGCUACUGUAAGUGCACAACAUCUCAAAACAAGUAACGCAUGCCAUUAAACAGAUGGUGUAUUCCUCCUUAAUCGUGUGAUGUGUGCAUACAUGGACAUGAGGCCAGUGAGGCAGAGUGAUGGUUACUUUUAAUUUUUAUUUCUUUGCAAUUUCAUUAUUAAAUCUGCCAUGACAUUGAUAGGAAAGUGAAGCUCUUGGUUUAUUUUUAUGAACAAAAUAAUGUUUACAAUCGAGCAGACAGAACAUACGUGAAUAGUAUAUCAUAGGUGUAAACAGCCACUGAUCAUAAGACACAUGUGAGUUUAUAUAUUGAUGUCUUCUUCACUGUUUCUCUCUUUGUCAAAGGGGAUAAUAUGGGCUGUGUUCGUCUGCUGGCACUGAUGCUGGCCACCUCUGCAGUACUCCUGUUAGCCGCCCAUUCAACCAGCGCCCAUGGGGACCACGGCCACGGCCACCAUCACCACGGCCACGCCCACGGGGAAGACGAUCACCAGGAAGACGCGAGGAUGUUCCACGGAGCGAGCAAGUGGAGCGCCGAGGCCAACCUCCUUCCACACGAAGAAGAGCAGCACGUUCACGACCAUGGGCACGUUCACGACCAUGGGCAUGCUCACGGGCACGCUCACGACCACGGGCACGCUCACGACCACGGGCACGCUCACGAUCACGGGCACGCCCACUCUCACGAUCAUGGACACGCUCAUCAGGAGGAUGUUGUUCGGGUGCACAAGGAGGAGAGUGGACACGCACACUCCCACGGAGGGGAGAGGGUGAAGAGGGAGGCAGAAGGAGAGAAGAGGGACAUGGUGGAGCUCUGGACACAGGCCAUCGGAGCGACCCUGCUCAUCAGCGCCGCUCCUUUCCUCAUCCUGUUCCUGAUCCCGGUUCAGUCUAACAGCGACCAGCACCAGAACCUGCUCAAGGUGCUGCUCAGCUUCGCCUCAGGUGGACUGCUGGGUGACGCCUUCCUCCACCUCAUACCACACGCUUUGGAGCCCCACUCUCACCACGGAGAAGAAGAUCACGCACACUCGCACGCAAGUGAGGAGUCACAUGACCACGGUCACUCCCACGGAGCUGCCCACGGUCACAUGAUGUCAGUGGGUCUGUGGGUUCUCGGUGGGAUCAUCGCCUUCCUGGUUGUGGAGAAGUUUGUGCGAGCGCUGAAGGGAGGACACGGACAUUCCCACGGACACUCGCAUGAUGCUCCCAAGGAAAAGGACAGUGAUGGAGAAGAGGAAAAGGAAAAGAAGAAAGGAGCGAAAGAAAGCAAAGACAAGACGGUGUCAAAGAAAGAGGAGAGGAAGAGCACAGACAUCAAGGUGUCGGGUUACCUGAACCUGGCGGCUGACUUCACACACAACUUUACCGACGGCCUGGCCAUCGGAGCGUCCUUCCUGGUUGGGCCAACGGUUGGCGCCGUCACCACCGUCACCAUUCUGCUGCACGAGGUCCCACACGAGAUCGGAGACUUCGCCAUCCUCGUCCAGUCUGGCUGCACCAAAAAAAAGGCCAUGUGUCUACAGCUGCUGACGGCUCUGGGAGCUCUGGCCGGCACAGCUUGCUCCCUGUUAGCCGAGGGCGUCGGCGCCGCCGCGACCGCCUGGAUCCUGCCCUUCACGGCCGGCGGGUUCGUUUACAUCGCCACUGUGACCGUGCUCCCAGAACUGCUGGCGGGCCGCUCCAGUUUCGGCCAGUCUCUGAUGGAGAUCCUGGCCCUGCUGUUCGGAGUCGGCAUGAUGGUGCUGAUCGCCGAGUACGAGUGAGACGCUGCAGAGAGGACGGAGAUGGGAGAAAAGGGUCAAAAACGGUUGAAAAUAAAUGCUGGUUUUUAAGUAGCUUUCAAGUGGAUUA